AUGAAGCGUUCUAUCGGUGACAUAGGUGAGAAACUGCAGGCAAAGAAACCCGUAUUUCUCAGUAAAUCAGAGCGAGAACAAUUAGCCCUCAAGCGUCGCCAAGAUGAAUUUGAAGAACGGAAGCGCCAAUCCGGCCAGCUUCUCCUCCAGAGCAACCGUAAUUCUUCCUCCUCUAAACCCCCUCCAUCGUCCGACGACGCUUCCCGUAACAACCGGUCCUCUCGUGAUUACGAUCGUGACUGUUAUCGCCGUGACAGAGAUAGAGAUACGGACAGGGAACGGGAGAGGGAAAGGGAACGCGAUUCUGAGCGGCGGAACCGCGAUAGACAACGUGAUGAAGAGAACAAGGCUAGGGAAAGAGCUUGUUUAGAGAAGCUUGCAGAGCGAGAGCGCGAGAAGGAGCUUGAUGCCAUCAAGGAGCAGUACUUGGGAUCGAAGAAACCUAAGAAAAGGGUUAUUAAACCCAGCGAUAAGUUCCGUUUUUCCUUCGAUUGGGAGAACACCGAGGACACUUCUCGUGAUAUGAAUAUUCUCUAUCAAAACUCUCACGAGGCUCGUCUUCUGUUCGGAAGAGGUUUCCGCGCUGGCAUGGAUCGCAGGGAGCAGAAAAAAUUAGCCGCAAAGAACGAGAAAGAGUUGAGAGACAAGAUUAGGAAGAAAGAUGGGAUUGAGGAAAGGCCAGAAGAGGCUGCUGCCAUGUACGAUACAUUCGACAUGAGAGUGGAUCGCCACUGGUCUGAGAAGAAACUAGAGGAAAUGACAGAGAGAGAUUGGAGGAUCUUUAGGGAAGAUUUCAACAUAUCUUACAAAGGUUCCAGAAUUCCCAGGCCUAUGAGGAGUUGGGUUGAAAGUAAACUGAGCAAUGAGCUAUUGAAAGCUGUUGAGAGGGCUGGUUACAAGACCCCAUCUCCCAUUCAAAUGGCUGCCAUUCCUCUUGGUCUCCAGCAAAGAGAUGUGAUUGGGGUUGCCGAGACUGGUUCAGAGAACUCGCACAGCAAAUUGAGGAAGAGACUGAAGUUUGCAAAUUAUCUAGGCAUCAAAGUUGUUUCCAUUGUUGGUGGACGUUCAAUUGAUGAUCAAGCAUUUAAGAUUAGCCAAGGGUGUGAAGUUGUGAUUGCUACACCUGGGCGUCUUAAGGAUUGCCUGAAGAGCCAAUAUGCUGUUCUAAACCAGUGUAAUUAUGUUGUUCUUGAUGAGGCUGACCGUAUGAUUGACAUGGGUAUGGAGCCCCAAGUUGUAGAGAUUCUGGAUGCAAUGCCAUCAAGCAACUUCAAACCCGAGAAUGAAGAUGAAGAACUUGAUGAGAAAAGAAUCUACAGAACCACUUAUAUGUUCAGUGCCACCAUGCCUCCAGCUGUGGAGAGACUAGCCAGGAAAUACUUGAGAAACCCCGUUAUUGUUACAGUUGGAACUGCAGGAAAGGCAAACGAUCUCAUUACACAACAUGUUAUGAUGGUAAAGGAAUCAGAGAAAAUGCCUAGGCUUCAAGAAUUGCUUGAUGAACUUGUGGAUAAGAAAGUCAUUGUUUUUGUUAACACUAAAAUAACCGCUGACCAUGUAUCCAAGAAACUGGAAAAGUCAGGUUACUGUGUGACAACGUUGCGUGGUGGCAAGUCACAAGAACAGAGGGAAACGGGUCUUGAAGGUUUCAGGACAAAAAGAUUCAAUGUAUUAGUUGCCACUGAUGUUGCAGGGCGUGGGAUUGAUAUACCUGAUGUGGCUCGUGUGAUAAACUAUGACAUGCCUGGAAAAAUUGAAAUGUAUACUCAUCGAAUAGGGCGUACAGGUCGUGCAGGGAAGACAGAUGCUGACACAUAG
Messenger RNA from Lactuca saligna, 1818 nucleotides. The record is from the annotation of a GenBank genome assembly. NCBI's taxonomy places the organism in Eukaryota, Viridiplantae, Streptophyta, Magnoliopsida, Asterales, Asteraceae.